AUGACGUCCUUGAAACCUCAGCUUGUGAGAGCAGAUACUCUUGAUUUGCAAGAUCAUGAUGCCCCCUCUGCUAAAGACCACUCUCGCCAACCGACCCAACCAUCACCCUAUGGAUAUGGCCCCGCCGCACCGCAUCAAGCACAGACGCUGAGACAGGCUGAACAUGAUGCAUAUCAGGAACAACACACGAGUCCCAGAGAGUCCGAGGACCGGGCCAAUGGCGGGUAUGGCUACAAUCACCAAGACGACCAAAACGACGACCGUACAAAUGAUUCCAAUGGUACCAACGGACUCGUGUAUAAUGGCCAGGAUGUCGAUGACGGAGAUGGUGGGGAUUCCCAUGAUGAGGAUAUGGAUGACGACCUGUUGGACAAGAUCUCGAGUUCUCCCUCAAUUGAAGAUGGUAAAUAUACCCUUCCUGUUUGGCCCCCUAGAGCCGAUUCGGUCAAUCUUGGAGCUUUUCCGGCUUCAUCGAUGGAUCAGAGUUGCCACUCUUCCCUUUCUUCUUCACCUUUUACCUCGCACCCUGAAUGUUUCCCGUCGCGAUCCCUGCACUUUUCCCAAUCGGCAAGUCAUCCUGGUGAGUGUGGGGGCUACCAGAUCAAUGGUACAACACGGUUUGAGACCCGGCAAGAUGAAGAUUCGUCGUUCGCUUCGUCCACGUAUUCUGAUGGUGGGAUUGACACCCAGCUGGGAGGCAUACCGCUCUCCGAGUCUCAGGAAUUUCGGAGAUAUUUGCUGCCCGUGGAUGACCCGCUUUUGGAAGACGUGUCCGAGACGCAGGACGAUGAAUACAUCUAUGAUGAAGAGGAAGACUGGGAAGACGAUGAUUCUUCUCUGGUGGACCCUGAUUUGAGUUCUGAUGAUGACCCUGAGGAUUUCCAAUUUUCCAACGAUGAUCGUUUGAUCGACUCUGGUUGGGGUGGAGAAUGCUUACGAGAAAUAGAGGAUAUCGAUUUCGAAUUCGUAUACGCACUACAUACUUUUGUGGCCACUGUCGAGGGCCAAGCCAACGCUACAAAAGGCGACACCAUGGUGCUACUAGAUGAUAGCAACAGCUAUUGGUGGCUGGUUCGUGUGGUUAAAGAUGGCAGCAUUGGCAAGUCAUCAAGACCCAUAUACAUUUGA
This is a messenger RNA of Exophiala aquamarina CBS 119918, 1128 nucleotides long. RefSeq lists its product as uncharacterized. Gene Ontology annotation, cellular component: cell tip; microtubule cytoskeleton. NCBI's taxonomy places the organism in Eukaryota, Fungi, Ascomycota, Eurotiomycetes, Chaetothyriales, Herpotrichiellaceae. The transcript is spliced from 2 exons. Gene Ontology annotation, biological process: establishment or maintenance of actin cytoskeleton polarity. The record is from RefSeq and is a predicted model, not a curated record. Bases 1 to 1128 code for a protein of 375 amino acids. Gene Ontology annotation, molecular function: protein binding.